This is a messenger RNA of Triticum aestivum (bread wheat), 877 nucleotides long. RefSeq lists its product as uncharacterized. The transcript is spliced from 2 exons. NCBI's taxonomy places the organism in Eukaryota, Viridiplantae, Streptophyta, Magnoliopsida, Poales, Poaceae. The record is from RefSeq and is a predicted model, not a curated record. Bases 51 to 653 code for a protein of 200 amino acids.
CACAAGUCACACUCACACCGAGUCACCGACCACUCCACUACACAUCCAAAAUGGCGGCCGUGACGUUCGAAGAGGAGGUCUCCAGGCUGGCUGCCCGCGAAGCGGCCAUCUCGCCGGCGCUGGUGAGGACGGCCGUGGGGGCACUGGCACGCAGCAGCGCGGCCCGCGCCGCUGCCGUUGCCCUGUUCCAUCUCUUCGCCGGCACCAUCAGCGUCCUCUUCGCUGCAACAUUCCUCUACCUCGUCGUGUUCCGGGCCUGCGUCGAGAACUGCACCGUGGCCUCGGUAGUUUGGGAGAUCUUGGUUUAUUCUGGUAUGCUCUCCCUGCUACUCAUAGUGCCAGCGAUGGUGCUCUUCUUCCUGCGCGCCGCCGGCAGCGGCAGCGAGGUCAAGGAUGAUGUGGAUGGUUGCGUCCGUUGGUGGCCGCUAAUCUGGCACGCGUCUGUGGCGUUCUUCCACUUGGCGCUCUUGGUGGGACUCAUCGGGCUCGUUCUUCAAAUCUGUGGCGGGUCUCAAGAGGUUUCUUACCUUCUCCGCACUGCGGCUGUGCUGUGCAAGCUCCUACUCACCGUCGCCUUCUCCAUCCGUGCUGCAGUGGCGCUGUGGAGGAUGCAUCCUCAGCAGCCGGCCGCAGUUGGUGCUGUGGUAGUGUGAUGAGUGUACGUAGUAAUCUAAUCUAUCUAGUAACUACUUGUAGUAGGCUUGCUUCAAUGCUAGGCCGCCAAGAAGAAGUGCCGGAGCUAUCUAUCUAACACAGCUCCAUUGUUUACCCCUGUGAUGAACAGCAUCCAUUCUAUGUAAUCAUGUACUCGUAGCCACGGUGAAUUCCAGUAUAUGUAAUCAGGUCCCUUAAUUCACUGCCUAUAUGACUUGACGUA